This is a messenger RNA of Blumeria graminis f. sp. triticale, 2592 nucleotides long. The record is from the annotation of a GenBank genome assembly. Lineage: Eukaryota; Fungi; Ascomycota; Leotiomycetes; Helotiales; Erysiphaceae.
AUGCCGCCACCACACAAUAAGCCCAUACGAGACGUAGUUCCCGCCCAAUUAGGGUUCCUAGCCAUUUACAACCCAUCACUCGGACCAACCGAUGAAACUCUCGGGGACCAAAUAGUUUACUAUUAUUCGUCAAAAUGGUCGGAGAGAAAGGCGAGACGAAGAGUGGCUAAAAACAAAUGUCAAGAUGAAGCCUCAAGGCAACAGACCAACGAGAAACUCAGACAAGUUGGGAUGGCUCAAGGUAUGAUUGAAUAUGGGAGGAACUUUUCCGAUGGCAGGUCUCUUGACAGCAUUGAUACUGAAAGGUCGCGAAUUGUUCUUCGGGAGCUGGAACUUGGCUGGUGGGUCCUGGCGUCUAUCAACUUGACCAUUAUUCCUGGAUCCUCCGAUUCCGAGACGGAUCCGGCGCAGCAGCAUUCAAACAAAUAUUGCUCACGAGAUGUGAAGCCUGCGGUGCUACUUAGCCAGGAGCUUUCCCGAGCUCACUCCAUGUUGCUGAUGCAUCAUGACUCGUUGAGUAGUCUCUUUUCACGAAACGAAAGGCUAGUAUUCAUGGAAAUUCUCGAGAAAUACUGGGACAUGUUCAUAUCCUCAUGGAGUAUGCUAAUACAUGGCAAUCCAGUCAAGUAUUUAUACAAUGGGAUUAAGAUUGCUGCAUGUGGAGAGCUCGGGAUGGGUGUCGGCGAAGAGCACCGGGGAAGCGGGGAAAGAGACGUUCUCGAAGGAUUUCCUGGGCGAGUUGAGGGAUUAGUGGAUGUAAUUGUGUCCAAGUUUGGCGAUGAUAACGUCCUGCGAGGGGAAGAAAAUGACCCCAUCAAGAAUUCUCUCGAAAGACCUGAUCCCGAUAUCUGGAUCGGCGCAGGACACGAGCCGGAUGCGAAAGACGGUGUUGUUUACCUUGGAACUGGUGCUCUUUCGCGAAACUCACUCGUAAAUAUCAGCCACUGGAUGGAAGAUCUCUAUCAAUGGGGCAUUUAUUCAUAUUCAGUUAUGGAUAGUAAAGCUAUCUCUCACCGGGCACGCAAAAGAAUUACUUCAUCGUCAUCAGGAAUAAACAUACCAAAGAAUAGGAGCAGGACAGUCCAGCCAAGUAAUUCUAAUCUUCACUCUAACAAUCCUACAUCAGACGAUUUAGGGUUGUUGGGUCGAGAGAUGGGUAAAUCAUCUCGUCGUAGCACGACCACUGAAAAUUUAAAGCCAAUAAAAAUUGAUAGAAACCAUGUCAACCUUCCAUUGCCAAGGCAGACCACCAGAAAUCUAACUGAGACAAGUGAUGCUGGAGACACCAGCAGUAACCUGAUUCAUUAUCUGAAACUUGGCUUUGGUACAUAUUGGUCUUUUGGAGAAGGUUUAGUUCAUGAAAGAAGGGACAGCACUUGCGGUGAAGGAACAAUUCCGAGCUCAGGUACCUCAAAGACUGUAAAUGUUAAUGAGAGCUCGAAUGCAACAUCAACUGCAUCCAAUAGUCCACCCCAGGCUACCAGCUACUUUUUGGCAAGUAAGCCGAGUGACGUGGAUGAUUUCGGCGAAAGCCAAUCAAGACUAGGGGAAAAUAAGGCAGUACAAAAUAUGCAGGUCUCGAAAUCACUGACACGCCAUUCAAGGUUCAGCCUUAGAACCCUGCUACUUGAGCGAGGAGAUGAUAUUGACGGAAGUAGAGUCGGGCCUGAAAUUUGCGUUGACCGACUUGGUGGUAGCGAAAUAUCCCAGUCAGCCUCUCCAGAUGCAGAUACUUCCGAGGCCCCUUGUAAACACAACCACGGAAGGCGGGAACACUUUCAAGCUAUUGUCUACGUCAACAGGCCCUUCAUCUUUCUUUUUCUUUUUGAACAACACACGAAAAUAUCAAGCAUGAUUAAUCUCUAUGAGUCUCUGCAUCAUCAAAUACAACCAAUUAUCAAGCCUUUAUCUAGUUCUACCAUGUACAGGGCAGUAAGACCCGAGGUGGAGACAUCUGGCAUGCUCAACACCCCCAUAUAUGACAUGGUCUGGGACGCAAGGUCGAGAAAAAUCAUGUCAAACAUUCCGAAUAUACCCAAUCCCGCCGAGGCACUUUACUCCAGCUCCGGUCCUCUUCCCUGGGGGCGAAGCGAAGCUAUCAAUGUUCACAUACAAAUUAUUAAGGCAUAUACUGCUGGCCAUGAUGAUGCUCGCCAGGUUGAAAGGACAUGUAAGACUGACCGAGACUGGUGGAUAUUUUGGGCGCGAGUUCCCUUUCCGCCUCACUCAAGUGCACGUGCUUCUUCCAUCAACGCCACUAGUACUGACGGGGUCGUGGCUACAGGGAGUGGGAAAAGUGCGAUUGAGUACAUUGCAGGCGUUCACGCACCAAGCCCAAAUGUCAAUGGCUUUAGUCUUAGCACCGGAUGGGAACAGGCUCGAUGCGGGCGAAGUUCAGCACGAACGGAGCGAGAAGUAAUUCUCUUGCGGAGGUCGAGUGAGGUUGCAGCCAGGUCGGUCAGUAGGUUCGCUAGUGGUGCUUCGGGCAUGGGAUCCGAAGGGCAGUCGACGUUGGGGCUGAUAGACAUUGGUCAGGGGAUGGGGUUUGAUAGCAGGCGAUAUGUGGAAUACUUGAUGAGUGUAAACACAUGA